ACUCCAACCCGUCCCAGCCAAUGACCCCACGGCGUGGGGUGGGGAGGAGCUGUCAGCAGUGGAUAAAAGCCCCCGGGGUCUGCAGCUCAGCUCCAAGCUCUGAGUGCUCCCACAGCCACACGCCAACCCCACCGCCACCAUGGUGCACUGGUCCGCCGAGGAGAAGCAGCUCAUCACCAGCAUCUGGAGCAAAGUCAACGUGGAGGAAUGCGGUGCCGAAGCCCUGGCCAGGCUGCUGAUCGUCUACCCCUGGACCCAGAGGUUCUUUGCCUCCUUUGGGAACCUCUCCAGCCCCACUGCCAUCAUGGGCAACCCCCGGGUCCGUGCUCAUGGUAAGAAAGUGCUGAGCUCCUUUGGAGAAGCCGUGAAGAACCUGGACAACAUCAAGAACACCUACGCCAAGCUGUCGGAGCUGCACUGCGACAAGUUGCACGUGGACCCCGAGAACUUCAGGCUCCUCGGGGACAUCCUGAUCAUCGUCCUGGCCUCCCACUUUGCCAGGGAUUUCACUCCUGCCUGCCAAUUUGCCUGGCAGAAGCUGGUCAAUGUUGUGGCUCAUGCUCUGGGCCGCAAGUACCACUGAGCUGCAGCACAGCUGUGGCCAUAGCCCCCAAUAAACACCUGGAAUGAA
Molecule: messenger RNA, 631 nt
Organism: Coturnix japonica (Japanese quail)
Lineage: Eukaryota; Metazoa; Chordata; Aves; Galliformes; Phasianidae
Product: hemoglobin subunit epsilon
Biological process (GO): hydrogen peroxide catabolic process; oxygen transport
Cellular component (GO): blood microparticle; haptoglobin-hemoglobin complex; hemoglobin complex
Molecular function (GO): haptoglobin binding; peroxidase activity; heme binding
Source: RefSeq, a predicted model, not a curated record